Acanthopagrus latus (yellowfin seabream) is the source of this 2030-nucleotide messenger RNA. RefSeq names its product ring finger protein 214 (gene rnf214). Lineage: Eukaryota; Metazoa; Chordata; Actinopteri; Spariformes; Sparidae. Gene Ontology annotation, molecular function: ubiquitin-protein transferase activity. The transcript is spliced from 7 exons. The record is from RefSeq and is a predicted model, not a curated record. Bases 148 to 1887 code for a protein of 579 amino acids.
UACAAAAAAAGUUGCCCUAGACGAUCUUUGUGCCGUUUCGGCGUUUCAGACGGACUCAAUUUUUGUGACACACAAUCUCUUCCGUGUAGUAAGCGAAUCACAGCUGGCGGCAACUGUAAACUGGAGUUUAUUAUAGCUAACUAAACCAUGGACGCUAGCGGGGGAACAGCGAGCAUCAUGGCCUCAGAGGACGAGCACGGUGUCCAGUAUGUAACCCAGGAGGAGGAAGAGGACCUGGAGCUGGCGCUAGCAAACAUGACGGUGGAAGACCUGCUGUGGAGGGUGCAGGCCGUGCAGACGGACAACAUGACAGAAGAGUCGGGCAUCAACACGGUCCCGGAUUGGGAGAGAGAGCUGGCGGCCAUGUUUGAGUACAGCUCCAGCCUGACAGAGCAGUACGACAGUCUGACAAGGAAGCAGGAGGAUAAGGAGGUGGCGCACGAAAAAGACAAGCAACAACUGCAGAAGAAGAAGGAGGAGGCAACCCUCCAGCACAAGGCUCUUAUGGGGAGACUGGAGUCUCUGCAAGAUAAAUUGCGGCUGAACAGCUCCAAGGCUACCAGGAAGAACUUCUUAGCCAAGAAACAGGAGAUGACCUCAGAGAAGAACAGAGCGGAAGAGGACAAGAACAGGCUGGCCAAGGAGCUGGAGGAGACUGAGGGGAAGCUAACGGCUCUCACGGAGGAGCAGAGCGAGGAGCAGCGGCGGUGGCAGGAGGAGCUGGACGAGCUGAGGCAGGAGAUGGAGCGAGUGAGGAAGGAGGCGCAGGAGGCUGAGCUGGUGGCCUUACAGGAUGAGAUCGCCGCCGUGGAAAAGCAGAGGGACGUCGCCAUGGCUCACAUCGAGGCCUGGCUGAGAGAGGUGGAGCAGUACCUCAACGCCCUCAGGGUGGAGUUUCCGCAGCAGUACCAUCAGGAGAGGCAGAAGUGGGAGAAGAAGGAAGGUGUGGUCCGGAAGAGCCAGGCUGAGCUCCAGAGCCGUUUCCAGGAGGUUCUGCAGCAGCUUCAUCAAGGUCGUGAGUUACAGUCUCUCCCCAGGAUCAAUGUGCCGACUCUGCCGCAGGUCCCCAUGGCUGACCUGAGAUUCGAUCAGAUCAUGCAGUCUCUGGCCCCUCCUCGGUUCACGCACCCUCCUCCUGCACACCCAGGGAACCGACCCAUCCAUCCCCCGAGACACCCACACCUGAUGUACCAGCAACAGUUCAAUCCACAGUUCCGUCACCGCUACCACCACCCACCACCCCGCCGCUAUUUGCCACCCCACCUCCCACCUGAGCACACACCUCCGUACGCACAGACUGUCCAUGCGCCUCAACCUCAAUUCCAGCCCCACGUCAGAGCUCCACUGAGGGUUACUCCACCUCCCAGUCUCUCCCCGUCCCCUCCUGUUCAGCCCAUCCACCCUGUAGUUCCAUCUCCGCCUCCCCCCGGCGCUGCUGCCACCACAUCCGCCCCUGCCGGCAAACUGGACAAGGUUCUGGAGAAGCUCGGGGCUCGGUACCCACAAUGCAACAGGGCUCAACUGAUGUCGCUGCUCCAGCAGGUGAAGAGCUCGCGUGGCACCCUCGCAGGCAUGUCCAUGGAGGAAGUCAUCGAGCAGGUCGGCUUCAAGCUGGCACAGAGCGAGAGGUCGGCCCCGGGGCCCAUCAGCCGCCCCGUGCCCCCUGGCCCCAUCCAGCGGCCAACGCCUCCCCCGCAGAGAGCGGCAGCAGCAGCAGGUGGAGGGCACACUUUCGGGGCCCGUAAACUCUGCCUGAUGUGCCAGAACCAUGUGGAUCCAGAGAGCCGCCACCCACUGAGCUGCUCCCACACCAUCCACAAAGACUGCAUCAGAACGUGGCUGCAGUCCAGCAAGAACAACUCCUGUCCCUUCUGCCCGGCGAAGUGACGGAGAAGUUUCAGCCACGACUCUGUGCCAUUCCAAAAGUUUCUUCCUCAUGUUAAGCAAUGAAUGUCUUAGUUCGCAACAGAUGUGGUUUUGCGAUAUUUUGUAAAAUACAACCUGAAAUAAAGGUCACUGAAGAAAAGUAA